GACGCUAUGAAGUUCCACGGCGCGCAAGACGUACUCCUACUUUUUGCCUGUUUGCUUAUCGUCCAUGAAGCAGCGACCAGGCGCACAAAGUGCACAUAUCGUCAUGGCUGCCAGGCAAGUCUGCGGCUCAGCGCAGCAGCUGUGUGUCGUCAAUUCGCUGACACUGAGUCCUCAUGCAGGUCAUGCCACUGUCAGGCACCAUCUUCCCUUCGCUGUCGACAACUGUGCGCAUUCAGAAAACAAAUUGCAAUCUGUGCCAGAGAGUUUCUGUGUCCACCAACAACGACAGCAAUGACUGCAGCAACCACUGCAGCAGCAACCACUGCAACAACAUCCUCGACAACAUCAGUAACAUCUACAACGACUGCCAUGACGUGCGGAUCGUUUGAUGGGAUGUGUCUUGCUGAAUGUCCUGAUGGUACCGGUGAUGAGAACGGAAACAUAGACUGCUCUGAUGGACUAAACUGUUGUCUGAUUACUGCAAAGUAGAGGGCGAGAUCGUCAGAUGCAAGUACAUACAAUGAGCGCGACUGCCAGAAGAACAAUAAUACAAAUUGUCAUCUUGGCCCUUUUUUUAUUCUUAAUAAAAU
Haliotis rufescens (red abalone) is the source of this 590-nucleotide messenger RNA. RefSeq lists its product as uncharacterized. NCBI's taxonomy places the organism in Eukaryota, Metazoa, Mollusca, Gastropoda, Lepetellida, Haliotidae. The record is from RefSeq and is a predicted model, not a curated record. The transcript is spliced from 3 exons. Bases 7 to 489 code for a protein of 160 amino acids.